Molecule: messenger RNA, 1539 nt
Organism: Neltuma alba
Lineage: Eukaryota; Viridiplantae; Streptophyta; Magnoliopsida; Fabales; Fabaceae
Exons: 6
Coding region: 1-1089 (362 amino acids)
Source: RefSeq, a predicted model, not a curated record
AUGCUUGUCCGUAAUAUCAAUCUUGCAGAUUUUCCUUGUGAUGUUGGGCUUCUGGAAUCAGUAGAUGCCAUUCACGAGCCCAAGAAUUACAUUAACUACACCUGGUUUUCACUAGAAUAUAUUAGUCAAGAAGAUCAAGAGUCAGAAAAUAAUUUAUUUGAACCUCGCUUUGGAGGACAUCAGACUCUUGAGGAAAGAGAAAGAUCAUUUUAUGGGGUAAACCAGACCCUUCAUUGUGGUUUUAUCAAGGGAAAAGGAGGAUAUUCAAGCACUGGAUUUGAUUUAGAUGAAAGAGAUAAGGCUUAUAUGAACAACUGUAAGGUUGCUGUUUCUUCGUGCAUUUUUGGAAGCUCUGAUUUUCUCAGGAGGCCUACAAGUAGAUUGAUCAGUCAAUAUUCAAAGGACAAUGUUUGCUUUGUCAUGUUUUUGGAUGAUCAAACUCUGUCCAAAUUAUCAUCUGAAGGAAACAGUCCUGAUGAUAGAGGGUACAUUGGCCUCUGGAAAAUAGUUGUUGUAAAAAACUUGCCAUAUGAGGACAUGCGGAGAACUGGCAAGGUGCCAAAAUUUUUAUCACAUCGCCUGUUCCCAAAUUCUAGGUACUCAAUUUGGCUUGACAGCAAGAUGCGACUUAAUGCUGAUCCAUUGCUGAUUAUUGAAUACUUUUUGUGGCGGAGGAAGGCCGAAUACGCCAUCUCAAAUCAUUAUGAUCGCCACUGUGUGUGGGAGGAGGUACUCCAAAAUAAACGCUUGAAUAAGUAUGACCAUGCGGCAAUUGAUGAACAGUUUAACUUCUACCAAUCUGAUGGUCUCACAAAGUUUGAUCCUUUAGCUUCUAAUAAUCCUCUUCCAAGUUAUGUUCCUGAGGGUUCCUUGAUAGUCAGGGCGCAUACACCAAUGUCUAAUUUAUUUUCAUGCCUCUGGUUCAAUGAAGUGGAUCGAUUUACAUCCCGUGAUCAACUAAGCUUUGCAUAUACUUAUUUAAAACUCAGGCGAAUGAAUCCUGAUAGGCCAUUUCACUUGUACAUGUUCAAGGAUUGUGAACGCAGAGCAUUGGUGAAGCUAUUCCGGCACCGGCUUCUUCCAUCUUAACCAGACUGCUUGAUCAGUUUAACCUCUGCAAGGGAUUCACACUGAAGGCAGAAUGUAUUUUAUCAUAUUUGGCUUCGUUUCAGCUCUGAUUCGUCAAAAUUGACGUAUGAUUAAAGCUUGGACAAAACACUACAUUUCUUCUUCGGAAGUGGACUGUUUAUUCUCCUUGUAACCAAUGUUGAUGGUGGUUGCUGCUGCUGUAUGAUGAAGAGAAAGAUGAUGAAGGUUUUGAUUUCCCAGCUUCCUCACGUUCGCUAAGUAGGCGUGAAGUGGAGAUUUUUGCUAACUUUUUUUUAAUUGAUUUGUUUACAUUUUCAAAUUUGGGUAAGCACUGACAUGUCACUGGUCCUCUGUUCUGCCCCAGAAAAGUUUAGAGUGGUUAGCAGGACUAAAUAUCUGUAAAUUGUUCUUUUUCAGUGGAUGUACUGUUUUUUUAAUAGGUCUUUUUAA